Symsagittifera roscoffensis is the source of this 952-nucleotide messenger RNA. Its product is annotated as apolipoprotein D-like. Lineage: Eukaryota; Metazoa; Xenacoelomorpha; Acoela; Convolutidae. The coding region runs from base 111 to 713 and encodes 200 amino acids. Gene Ontology annotation, cellular component: cytoplasm. Gene Ontology annotation, biological process: response to reactive oxygen species; lipid metabolic process. The record is from RefSeq and is a predicted model, not a curated record. Gene Ontology annotation, molecular function: pigment binding. The transcript has 3 exons.
CAAAUACAAACAUCAGUUUAAGUCCAAGACAUUUCAAUUAAGCAUACCAUCAUUUUGGAACUUAAUCAGCAAUAAUUCAAACACCGCUUGAAAUUGAAACAUCAAUAAAGAUGUUCUCAAGUGUCCAAUCCCUAUUUGUGAGCCUCUUGGGUCUCAACUUGACUCUGACUCUGACUCUGGCUGCCCCCUUCAUCGGCGAGUGUCCGGACAUCAGUGGGUUGAUAGUGGACCUGCCCAAUCUGGCAGACUACAUGGGCAGGUGGUACGAGAUAUACAGGGUGCCCAACUUCGAAGCGGGACAAGAGUGUGUCUUUGCAACCUACACACUGGAAAACGGUCCAAAUGGCACUUAUGUGCAGGUAAACAACACUGGCUACGGGCGGAAAGAUGGCUACUCUGGAAUAGUGGGCAGUGCCAUUCAACCCAACCCUCCUCUGGCUGCUUUGAUUGUCUCCUUCUCAGGAUACCCAUCCCAGAACGCCACCGCUCCUAACUACAACAUCAUCAGACUGGACACUUCCUCCUACGCUGUGAUCUACUCAUGUGACAGUGUGGAUAAAGUGGGCGCAGUUGAUGCUUGGAUUCUGGCCAGAACCAAGACCCUCCCUGAUGAUGUUAUUGCCGAUCUGAAGGGACUGCUAGCUUCUCUUGGGGUGAAAGUGGACAACUUGCAUGCCACUGUGCAGAGCAAUGACUACUGUCCAGCCGCUUAGAAAAAUUUCGAACUGAUAAUUUGACCUUAAAUUUUAAAAUUACAGAACAGAUGCUCCAAAAAUCUUCUAUUUAACCUCUUUUGCUAAGUGCGGAUGAACGUUGUAAAGACACCUAUAAAAGUUGUGAUGAGCUAUUGUUCUUCAUUUCAGCAAAAUUUAUUACGCGCUCAAAUUCGAUUUUUGACAGUUCCAGUUUUGAUUUAUUAUUUUGAAGUUCAAUUCAAAUUGCUAAAAAGAAA